Hippopotamus amphibius kiboko is the source of this 351-nucleotide messenger RNA. RefSeq names its product histone H2A-beta, sperm-like. Gene Ontology annotation, molecular function: protein heterodimerization activity; DNA binding; structural constituent of chromatin. Gene Ontology annotation, cellular component: nucleosome. NCBI's taxonomy places the organism in Eukaryota, Metazoa, Chordata, Mammalia, Artiodactyla, Hippopotamidae. The record is from RefSeq and is a predicted model, not a curated record. The transcript has a single exon. Bases 1 to 351 code for a protein of 116 amino acids.
AUGUCUAGAAGAAGCAGCUCACAGCACUAUCCUCAGCGUGGGAGACACACCGUCUUCCGCUCCAUAAGAGCCGAGCUGCAGUUCCCCGUAAGCUGCGUGGACCGCCUCCUGCGACAGGGUCCCUAUGCCCAUCGCCUGAGCUCAUCCACCCCCGUGUUCCUGACCGGCGUCAUCGAGUACCUGCUAGCCAACAUCCUAGAUCUAACGAGUAAAGAGGCCCUCAACAACCACAAGACGUGCGUCACCCCGGAGCACGUGCACAGUGCGUUGGACAACAAUGACCUCCUCAGUCGCCUCUCCGAGCGCGGUGCCUUCUCUCAGACCCCUGAACUGCCCCCGCCCCAGGAGUAG